Andrographis paniculata is the source of this 1109-nucleotide messenger RNA. Its product is annotated as 26S proteasome non-ATPase regulatory subunit 8 homolog A-like. Gene Ontology annotation, cellular component: nucleus; proteasome regulatory particle, lid subcomplex; proteasome regulatory particle. Lineage: Eukaryota; Viridiplantae; Streptophyta; Magnoliopsida; Lamiales; Acanthaceae. Gene Ontology annotation, biological process: proteasome-mediated ubiquitin-dependent protein catabolic process. The transcript is spliced from 6 exons. The record is from RefSeq and is a predicted model, not a curated record. Bases 105 to 908 code for a protein of 267 amino acids.
ACGCUCGUCGUCGGCCUUGUUUGCUGUGCCUCAGUAGCGUCUCUUUCUUGUGUAGAAAGAAAAGUGCGAUUAUUGUUCCAGGGAGACGGAACGAGAGGGCGAAGAUGGAUCCGAAAUUCACAGAGGUAUCUCAAGUGUUCGAGAGGUUCAAAGCGGCGUUUGUGCGGAAGGAUUUCGAUACUUGCACACAACUCCUCUCGCAGCUGAAGGUUUCGUUGACGGGGUUCAAGAGCUUACCUCCAUUGUUUGAAGAAACUCCAAAUGCAGUCCAGGAAUUGACGCUAGCAAGGGACAUAUAUGAGCAUGCAGUUGUUUUAAGUGUGAAGAUUGAGGACCAGGAUUCUUUUGAGAGGGACUUCUUCCAACUGAAACCCUAUUACACAGAUGCUCGCGGUCGGCUCCAAUCAUCCCCUCAGGAGUAUCCCAUUUUAGGUCUCAACCUUCUGAGGCUCCUUGUACAAAACCGAAUUGCUGAAUUCCAUACUGAGUUGGAGUUACUUUCUCCUAGUGCUUUGGAGAACCCUUGCAUCAAACAUGCCGUCGAGCUGGAGCAAUCCUUCAUGGAAGGAGCUUAUAACCGUGUGUUGAGUGCCAGACAAACUGUACCACAUGAAACAUAUGUCUACUUUAUGGACUUACUUGCAAAGACAGUGAGGGAUGAGAUAGCUGGCUGCAGCGAAAAAGCCUAUGAUUCUCUUUCAAUCAACGAUGCCAAGAAAAUGCUUCUGUUUUCUUCCGACAAAGAAUUGCUUCAAUACGUCGAAGAGGAGCACCCCGAGUGGGAGAUGAAGAAUGGGUGCGUGUUUUUCCAGAGAGCAAAAGAAUCGAUCCCUUGCAAGGAGAUCCCGUCAUUGCAGCUGAUCAAUCAGACACUCAGCUACGCGAGGGAGUUGGAGCGCAUAGUGUGAUCUGAUCCGUCCAUCCACCUUUCAUCGGGUACUUUUCUGCCAUCUUCUCUAUUAUUAUUCCUGCUUUUGACUGAAUUAAUAUUUUCAGAUUGCGAAAAAAAAAAAAAAAAAAAAAAAAAAAGUUAUCCUUUUAGAACAUCAUUUGUAUUUAAGUCAGAUUCUCUGGCCGGGGCUAUAAAAUACUACUACAUUUUUUAGGUA